Messenger RNA from Spirometra erinaceieuropaei, 1350 nucleotides. Lineage: Eukaryota; Metazoa; Platyhelminthes; Cestoda; Diphyllobothriidea; Diphyllobothriidae. The record is from the annotation of a GenBank genome assembly.
AUGUUCCUUUACGGCAGUUCUCACCUACUGGGUCUCCUUCAGCGGGAACUGCAAAGGCGAAUCGGAACACUGCCUCUCGUGGAAACGGCUCUGGUGCAGGGAGAAGACCGAGACGCCGAGGUCACAGAGUGCUUGCUGGUGCAACCAAAGUCCCUCUCCGAAAUUUCCCGCUCAGUUAGGGCGGCCAAAACAAUGCGCCUAAAUAUUCGCGCCAGAGGCCGAAGCACCAGUGGCGUUAACGGUCUCUACGCUGACCAAUUUACCUUGUUGGUCGACUGUCAGACCCUCAACGAUACACCACGCAUCGAGUUAACAACGGUUAUUGCGGAUAAGGAGAUGGAGGUAGAGGUGCCCUGCUUACGGGUCUUGGUCAGUGUGGGCAUAGAUGAACUGCUCGACUUCCAGAUCAAUAACAAAAUUGAACUCGCGCAGCCAAUAGACGAAGGUCUGUCUCAGGGAACUGUGGUCGGAGCCCUGGUCUCAAAGUACCCUCUCGGCGAGUGGGGAAUGGAAAACAAGUCACAUCCGUUUGCGGAAAACAAGAUAUUUUGCAUUCGCGUUGUGGACUCAAAAGGUGACCUCUAUGAAUACACUGGCGAACAAGAAGUUAACUACUGUAAAGCUAGUUUGGGGAUGUUAGGCAUUGUGUACGACGUUUUCCUAGAAUACCACCCGAUAUCGGUGUCGAAGGUAAGGGCAUUCUGGUGUCAAGUAAAAUACUUACUCACUUAAAAAUCUGACAUUUUUGUGUUUUGUGUAAGUAUUUACGGUAGUAAAAAGUCCUGCCCAACUGAGUUGUCAAAAAACUUCCGGGCUGCAAACAUUCAACGCAUUUGGUCAACUUUCUCGUAGGUUUCAUCUGAGAUUUACACAUGGAACAGUCUGCUGUCUUCGGAGCUUCUUCAUGAACGUCUUACGGAAAGCUCCUUUGUAGAACUCCUCUACCUGCCCUACAAUUCCAUCAAACUGGAUGAGCCGAGUGACGACCGGAUGAAACAGUGGAGUGCACAAGAUGAUGAAGUGCUCUUGCGAUGUGGUAAAACCGCACUCAACCGCCUGGUUGAAUGUGAUCCUAUCGACUCAGUUCACAGAAAACAAACGGCCACCUUGGAUCCUGUGGUCGGUCCACGUGUGCGUGAGUUCUUUGAACGACCAGAGGAGACGCCAGAACUCCUAGCAAAGGCAUUUGUGCACGUGAAAAGGGGAGUAGAACGUUUUAGGGAAGUACAGCAAUAUACACCGUGGGCUAUGAAUAUGGUGAAAAUUCCAGACGUACCCACGAACUCGCUCCGCCUAAGUAUGACCACUGGAAGUGAUCUUAAAGAAUUUAAGACGGUAAGGAAAAUUUGA